Corylus avellana is the source of this 1296-nucleotide messenger RNA. RefSeq names its product mitogen-activated protein kinase kinase kinase 18. Gene Ontology annotation, molecular function: ATP binding; protein kinase activity. Gene Ontology annotation, biological process: protein phosphorylation; signal transduction. Lineage: Eukaryota; Viridiplantae; Streptophyta; Magnoliopsida; Fagales; Betulaceae. The record is from RefSeq and is a predicted model, not a curated record.
CAUUUGAUCAGCUUUGCCAAUAUGGACUGGACUAGAGGCCAGACCAUAGGCCAUGGCUCAUCCGCCACCGUCUCCCUAGCCACCUCUCGUCGGUCCGGCAGUGUUUUUGCCGUGAAGUCCGCCGAGCUAUCCCAAUCCGGGUUCUUGCAAAGAGAGCAACAUAUUUUGUCAUCUUUGAGCAGUCCCCAUGUAGUUAGCCACAAGGGGUGUGACAUUACUAUGGAGAACAACAACAUGCUUGUGUACAACCUUUUCAUGGAGUAUGUCGCCGGUGGCACGAUUACCGACGCAAUUCGCAAGCGUGGAGGCCGGCUUGAUGAAUCGGCGAUCGGAUAUUACACCCGGCAGAUUGUGCAAGGGCUGGAGUACUUGCAUUCACAUGGCUUGGUACAUUGUGAUAUUAAAGGUAGGAACAUUUUGAUUAGUGAAGAUGGUGCAAAAAUUGCCGACUUUGGGUGUGCUAAGUGGGUUGAUAAGGUUGAAGAGGCUUCCCCCAUUGGUGGCACGCCGAUGUUUAUGGCACCGGAGGUGGCGCGUGGGGAGGAACAGGGGUUCCCUUGUGACAUUUGGGCACUUGGGUGCACACUAAUUGAAAUGGCUACGGGCGGUGCACCGUGGCCUAAUGUGGCUGACCCAGUAACGGCCUUGUACCACAUUGCAUAUUCCGGGGAAUUGCCGGAGUUUCCAAGUUGUCUGCCGGAGCAAGCAAAAGAUUUCUUGGAUAAGUGCCUGAGAAGGUGUCCAAAGGAGCGGUGGACAGCUAGUCAACUUCUUAAGCAUCCGUUUCUUGUGGAAUUCAAUUCCAGUGCUGCAAAGCCGAUUCAAGAAUCCAAUUCAAGUUCUCCGACGAGUAUUCUUGAUCAAGGAUUUUGGAACACGCUGGAAGUGUCAGAAAGCCAGAGCAAUCUGGUUGGUACACGUGUGGAAAAUCCGACCGAUGAUAGGAUCAGACGGUUGUCGUCACUUUCAGGGGUACCCAGUUGGACAUGGAGUGAGAAUUGGUUAACGAUUAGAGGGAAAAGUUGUGAGGAAAGCAAUAUUAUUAUGGAUGAUAUUGAAAGUGAAGCUGAUAUAAUUUGUGGGUCAGCCAUAGAUUCCAUUGUUAACGGUGUGGAAGAGCUGGAGAGCACAGUUGGUGGAGAGGGGUGGUUGAAUUUUUCAAGUUACAAUGUAAAUAGUAGCUGUGAGAAUUUAUUAGGUUUGUGUAGAUGUAGGAAAAGUAGUGUAGCUUUGAGCAAUUUUAGUUUUGAGAGGGACAUAGACAAGUUGUUUCUUCCUUCAAUUUCAAGUUUUUAA